UUUAUCUACUUGAACAUAUAAUUUUUUUUUUUUUUUUGUUUCUUGUUGAUAUGAAUAUGAUAGGAAGCUCUUUCCGGUUAACUAAUCCUUCAAAUCCAACAGGAUCUUCCACAAGAAUGUUUUCAAGUAAAGCUAUUCUCGAGACAAAGCCAAGGGUAGUCGAGCAGACGACGUUCAAGAGACCAAAUAGUCUAUAUGAAGUUCUACGUGUUGAAAGAAAUGCUACACCUCUAGAGAUUAAGACUGCUUAUCGUAGUUUGGCUAAGAUUUACCAUCCGGAUGCUUUAGAAUUCAAGCAACAGGAUGAUCAAGAUUUUAUUGAAAUUCAUAACGCUUAUGCUACGUUGUCUGAUCCUGAAGCACGAGCUGUGUAUGAUCAAAAAUGUAGACGAAAAACAGGAUUAUACACGAAUGGAUUCAACACAACUCGACGAUGGGAGACUGACCAGUGCUGGUAGAUUUACUAGGAACAAGAAAGUUAUAACCAAUUCAGGAACCAGAAAAAAAAUGUGACCAUUCAUGGAUAUUACAUGCCUCCUCUUUUUGGCCUUUUCUUUUGGUCUUUUUUCUCUAAUAUGUUGUCUGGGAUGUCAAGGUAUGAGAUAUAAAAUAAUCUAAUUGCUUCUAUAAUAAUUAAUUUAAUGAAAA
Erigeron canadensis is the source of this 648-nucleotide messenger RNA. RefSeq names its product chaperone protein dnaJ 11, chloroplastic-like. Lineage: Eukaryota; Viridiplantae; Streptophyta; Magnoliopsida; Asterales; Asteraceae. The transcript has a single exon. The record is from RefSeq and is a predicted model, not a curated record. Bases 51 to 458 code for a protein of 135 amino acids.